AACUUUUUGCUGUUCAUACAAUAAAAAGAAACUUCAUCAGAUGUUACAAGAGUGGACGACGGCAGAAAAUAUUCCAGCUGAACAAAAUUCAAUCUAGAAUUUACUGUAUUACAUUAGGAAGAAUAUCUCAGACCACAUACGCCAAGCUAGAAUAUGCAGACUGUAAAGUACUUGAAAGGACCCAUACAUCUUUAAAAUGUCAAAAUUGAACUCCUAUUAUUCAGAGUGGUGUAAUUUUCCUGUACCUUUAAUAAAGAGAUGACAUGAUUUACACAACUAGCAUGAAUUGACCAUGUGGGCAUUUCUUUUCUCAGUCAAACAAGUACCACAGAAAUACACACCAUCUGGGAUGAUGCAUUAUCUUUCUUAGUUCUUCCUGGGUUUCCAUUUUCAUGUAGUUGUUUCAGUUUAUAGCAGGUGAGUGACAACCAUGGCUAUUGAAUCAUUAAAAAUCAUGGUUCUCUUGUUACUUUCUUGUGUUCUACUCAAAAUUUCAGCUCAAACAGAAGCAGAAGCUCUAAUAAAAUGGAAAAACAGUUUAGAUUUUCAUUCUCUUACCUCAUGGUCUCUUGCGAAUGGAAGAACCAAUCCUUGCAGGUGGUCUGGGAUAAAAUGUGGCAGUUCAGACAGUGUAAUAGAGAUAAAUCUUGAUUCGUCAGGUGUGAAUGGAAAGCUCGAUCAAUUCAACUUCUCAGUGUUUCCAAAGCUUACUUAUCUUAAUUUGGCAAAUAACAACCUCUCAGGAACAAUGCCAGCAGAAAUUGGAAAACUCGCAGAGCUUCGUUUUCUUCGACUAGCUAACAAUACUCUCACCGGACCAAUCCCAUAUCAGGUUUGCAAUCUUCAGAAGUUACGGAAUCUUGAAUUAUCUGAAAACUAUUUAUCAAAUCCAGACUCUACUCAGUGUAAGGGGAUGGCAUCAUUGACACGUCUUGAUCUCAAUUAUAAUUAUUUGGCAUCAGAAGUCCCACCUUUCAUCUUCAAAAGCCCAAAACUAGCCUAUGUUGAUAUUUCAGAUAAUACAGAUAUAGGAGGUCCAUUACCAAUUCAGUUCAUGAAGACUUUGAAGAAUAUUCAGUUCCUUAAUCUGUCUGGCAAUUCAUUCAAGGGACCAAUUCCAGCAGAAAUCGGAAACCUUACCCAACUUCAAGACCUGAGGCUGAGUAGAAAUCAGCUAAAUGGUUCAAUACCUUCUGAGAUUGUUAGCCAACCUCAGAGAAACCUUAAGAUGCUGCAAACACUAGACCUUACAGAUGUGAAGUUGAAUUCCAGCAUUCCAGACGAGCUUGGCUUAUGUACCAAUCUUACCUUCCUGGGAUUGGCAUCGACCAAUCUACAAGGUACUUUGCCGCCUUCAAUGGCUUCCCUAACCCAACUCACCGAGUUUGGAAUUUCUGGUAAUCAAUUAUCUGGUGAGGUUCCACCAUAUUUACUGUCCAAUUGGACACAACUAAUUUCCCUUCAACUUCAGGAUAACUCCUUCACAGGAACAAUUCCUAGUGAAGUCGGUUUGUUAAAAAAACUCAAUAUACUAUACAUGUUCAAGAACAAUAUAUCAGGUGACAUACCUUCAGAGAUUGGAAACUUGUCAAAUCUGAUAGAGCUCGACUUAUCUGAGAAUUCUAUCGUUGGCUCAGUUCCAUCAAGCAUAGGAAACUUAACUAAGCUUGAGCGCAUGACCCUCUUCGGCAACAAACUCAGUGGAAUGCUUCCUCGAGAAAUAGGUAACAUGGAAAGCUUGAUGUAUUUUGACGUGAGCAUGAACAGAUUGCAAGGAGAGUUGCCUUCAUCAAUAAUUCAGCUGCAGAACUUGGAACUGUUUUAUCUCGGAAACAACAGCUUUACUGGUAGUAUACCAGAAGAAUUUGGUCCCAGAUCCUUAACAAAUGCAAGCUUCUCUUACAACAGUUUCACCGGAAAGCUUCCUCCCAACAUUUGCAUAGGAGGGAACCUCAUAUACUUGACAGCCAACAAAAAUAAUCUAGACGGACCAAUUCCUGAAAGCUUGAGAAACUGCACAAAUUUAGACAGAGUCCGGCUGGAAGACAACCUUCUUCAAGGAGACAUCACAGAUGCAUUUGGUGUUUACCCAAUUCUGAAAUAUAUCGACUUGAGUAGAAAUCAAUUGGCGGGUAAAUUGUCACCGACCUGGGGAGCGUGCACCCAGCUUUCGUACUUCGGAAUAUCAGAGAACAUGAUCUCAGGUGAAAUCCCACCAGUUCUCGCAAGCUUAAAAUCUCUGCAAGAUAUUAGGUUUUCUUCAAAUAGAUUGUCAGGUCAGAUUCCAGUGGAUAUGUUCAAUUCAGAUUCAGUUAUAUUCAAUCUAAAUUUAAGCAGAAAUCAAUUCUCGGGUAAGAUACCUGUAGAGGUUGGAAAAUUAGCACGUCUGCGUAAUUUGGAUUUGUCCGUAAACAACUUCAGCGGGCCAAUACCUGAGGAAAUUGGGAACUGCGAAAACAUAAUAUCCUUGAAACUAAAUGAUAACAAGUUAACUGGACAAAUUCCAUACCAGUCAAAAUGA
Papaver somniferum (opium poppy) is the source of this 2521-nucleotide messenger RNA. RefSeq names its product probable leucine-rich repeat receptor-like protein kinase At1g35710. NCBI's taxonomy places the organism in Eukaryota, Viridiplantae, Streptophyta, Magnoliopsida, Ranunculales, Papaveraceae. Gene Ontology annotation, molecular function: protein binding. The record is from RefSeq and is a predicted model, not a curated record. The coding region runs from base 431 to 2521 and encodes 696 amino acids. The transcript is spliced from 3 exons.